CACAAGUCAAAAAAUGUCAAAACACUACUAAACACAAUUUUAAUUCGAUUCAUGCGUAUUUUAAUUAAGAAUAUAAACGUGUAAAUAGGAAAUAUCCUAUAUUCCAUAUUUUUUUCUUAUAUAAUCUAUUCCAACAACCCAUAUGGAGAUAGUAAUUUAACGUUUUUGGACAUAUUUUAGCGUUAGAAUAUGAAUGAUGCAGCAUCAGUGAGCCCUGCCGGGCCAAUGGCUAUUAACAAGGAGCUUAUCAUCAAGGAGGGUUGGCUUCAAAAAAGAGGAGAACAUUGGAAGAACUGGAGAUCGAGAUUUUUUGUUCUGUUGAACGAUGGCACGUUGGUCGGUUUUAAAAAUCAGCCGGACAAUUACGGUCAAGUGGAGCCUUUAAACAAUUUCACGGUGAAAGGUUGUCAAAUCAUGUCGAUAGACAGACCGAAACCUUUCACGUUCAUAAUUAGGGGGCUGCAAUGGACGACGGUAAUCGAACGUAUGUUUUGCGUAGAAACAGAACAAGAAAGGGAGGAAUGGGUGCAAGCGAUAAAAAUGGUAUCGGAGCGAAUAUCGGAAUGCGAAGACGUGGAAAUGAAUCCGGCAAACAACGAAACCGGAACGAUGGAGGAUCUUUGCGAGAAGUUCUCGCUGCAAGGAACGUCCAUUUCGAAAUCGACCGGAAAGAGAAAAGUAACGCUCGAAAGUUUCGAAUUCAUCAAAGUACUCGGCAAAGGUACGUUCGGUAAGGUCAUUUUGUGCCGAGAAAAAGCUACUGGCAGAUUGUACGCCAUCAAAAUUCUCAAAAAGGAAAUCAUCAUUCAAAAGGACGAAGUCGCGCAUACUCAAACUGAAAAUCGCGUCUUGCGUACCACUCAUCAUCCAUUUUUAACAUCGUUGAAAUAUUCGUUUCAAACCAACGACAGAUUGUGUUUUGUAAUGGAAUACGUGAAUGGCGGAGAACUGUUUUUCCACUUGUCGCGAGAAAGGGUUUUCUCCGAAGACAGGACUCGAUUUUACGGUGCCGAAAUCAUAUCUGCCUUAGCUUAUCUUCAUUCGCAAGGAAUUAUUUACAGGGAUCUAAAACUGGAAAACCUCUUGCUUGACAAAGACGGGCACAUAAAAAUAGCCGAUUUUGGACUGUGUAAAGAGGACAUAACAUAUGGACGAACGACCAAAACGUUCUGCGGUACUCCCGAGUACCUGGCGCCUGAAGUGUUGGAAGACAAUGAUUAUGGUAGAGCGGUGGAUUGGUGGGGAAUUGGAGUAGUUAUGUACGAAAUGAUGUGUGGCCGAUUGCCCUUUUACAACAGAGACCACGACGUGCUCUUUACGCUUAUACUAAUGGAAGAGGUUAAAUUCCCGCGGAAUUUGAGCUCCGAAGCGAAGGACGUUCUGGCGGGAUUGCUGGUGAAAGAUCCGACCCAUAGAUUAGGCGGCGGACCGGACGAUGCCAAGCAAAUCAUGGCGCAUCCAUUCUUCAGUAGCAUCAAUUGGAGAGAUUUGGAACAGAAAAAGAUACCUCCGCCAUUCAAACCGCAAGUAAUCAGCGACACGGAUACGAGAUAUUUCGAUUCGGAAUUCACCGGUGAAAGCGUCGAAUUGACACCGCCCGACAGCAAUAGGCCUUUAGGUUCGAUUCAAGAAGAACCGUAUUUUCCUCAGUUCAGUUUCCAAGAUUUAUCGUCUACGUUGGGCAGUUCAGCGUACAUCAGCGGUAGCAUGACAAGCGUAGCUCCAAUGCAGUGAUUUAUCCUUUAUUGUCUAAUGGUAGAAAUUAUUAAUAUUAUUAUUAUUGCAUGACGAUAAAUUGACGACUCUUUCGAACUAAACGAAGCAUUUUGUUGGUUUAUCUGGAAAGUGCCUGGAAUAUCGAUCUUGCGUUUUGCGAAAUGAUAUAUUUUUAUAAGUCAUAUGUUAGUAAUUCUCCCGACAAAUAUUUGUACUCUGUAUAUGGUGAAUCAAAUUAUUUUGUCAAAAAAAAACGGUAAAAACUCGAUUUUUAUUCCACGUAUUUUCUAGAUUUCUGAUUUAUGUGCCUGGAACAAUUAAUUGUUUUUACAUACAAUGUAACUGCCUGUUUAAUCAUUUUUGUGUAUCGCCUUAUACAUAUGUAUUUUUUUAAAAUUUGGUACUUAUGUGGGAACUUCAAACUCCGUUAGACAGUAAGUUGUAAAACUGUUAUCAUUUUUUGUGAUAAAUCUUUUAUACAUAAUGUAAAUAGAAACGAUAUACUAAUUUGUUUUAAAAACAUUAUAUCAUUUUUGUAUAUAAAUUUAAUUAAGUUAUUAUGUGGUCUGUAGAUAAAUUGGUAAUUACUCAUUAUAAACAGAAAAGGUUUUUUUUACAUAGUUUAGUUUAGAAUCAAAUCUGAGGAACGCAUUCGGUGAUGCUCAAUGUUAAUUUCGUUAUUCUGUAUGUUAAUAGGCAAUUUAAAAGGUGAAGCUGGUUAACAAAUCAAUCGGCUUUGAGAAAUCUUUUUCUGUUUAUCAUAACGCUUUAAAAAGUAAGAAGUAAUUAUUUAGUCAGUUGCGACUGACUCGAUUAAAAAUAGCUUUUUACUUGUAGACUAGCACAAGGACGGUACCGCUUUUCCUAAGAUAUUAUAAAAAAUGGUUACUACAUUGUCAAAAGGAAUUGUAUCAAUUUUUUUAAUGGUGUGAUAUUUUAUUGAAUGUAUUUAGUUGAAUCUGUAAAUUUAAUCAAUUUGUUUCGCUAUUAACAUUUGUUUAAUGUAAUAUCACGGAAUACUCUAGCUAGUAUUCUCCGAUAUAAUUUAAACUAAUUUUUAGUUAUGGCAUAAUUUACUUAAACAAUAUCUAUUGUUUUAUGAUUUUAGUUAAUUUUGACGUUAUUACUCUAUUUGUAAUUUUGUACAGUUUUGCUAUCUAUUCUAAUGAAAAAUUGUGAAAAUUCUAUUUUGAUUAAUUAAUGAUUUGUUUGAAGAAUGCCGUAGUUUUGAUCACAUUUCAAGAUUAACUAAACCGCUAUUGUGCCAUAACUUUUUCUAAUAUAAUUUUUGGGCAUUUAAAAUUAUCAUCAUUUGAUUAAUAAAAAAUAUCGUAAAAAAUCAACUCUAAUUCAUUUUAUCGCCGAAUUGAAUUUAUUAUUAGAGCGUUUUCACAGGGUGCAAUACAGGCUGUCCC
Molecule: messenger RNA, 3131 nt
Organism: Phyllotreta striolata
Lineage: Eukaryota; Metazoa; Arthropoda; Insecta; Coleoptera; Chrysomelidae
Source: the annotation of a GenBank genome assembly